UAGGGAUUUAUAUGGUAAAGUCUUCUAAAAGCACAAUUGCAUUGAGUUCCUUCUGCUUAGGUCUGCCAAGACAAUGUGAAUAAAAACAAACACAUUCAAAGCCUUGAAACUAAACCCUCAUCAGGAAUAAUCUGAAGAUGAAACGGCAAUUAUUCCCGAACAAUCCCUUUUUCCCCUUUUCUCUGAAAUCGUUUUGACACUCUGGACUUAUUAGACGCGUGCGUCAUAGUGCCGAGAGCCCCCUUCACCAGAUUCCAACCAGCCUGCCCCUCUCUGAUUGGCCUCAGUGUUGUCCGUCCAGUCCAGUUUAUUGUUUAGGUGUACUCCUGGCAACUUGUACAAGGCUUCUAUCUCUAUUUUAUCCCCCUGGAUGGUAAGUCAACAACAACAACAAUGGAGUGAGGAAAAUCCUGAGGCAGAUAAUAGGGCCUCAGUCCUACAGCCAGCAGCUCUAUAUCUGGAGUCCUGAUCCCCUCCAUCACUGUUACAUGUCCAGGGUUAGUUUUGUUGGUUGCUACUUGGCCUAACCAAUAAGAAAAUAAUAUUUAAAAAAUAAUAAUAUGGGACAUGAACUCCAGUCUCCUGGGUGAAAGAGUUUAUCCAUUCAUCCAAUGCAUGGAUGGAAUAGGGCCUUGGCUCAGACAUCGGAACAUUUUAUGAUUUUAUUUAUUUAUUUUGGGGCGAGAGAACUUUAGCCAAUCAGAGCGAAGGGGCCGGAGCCCAGGCCCCUGAGGCCCCCCUCCUGCCUGCUACUGAGGCUGUAUCUGGUGAUGAUGACAAUGUACUGUCAGGGUGAGGCAUAAAGCUGCCCUACACAUCACCCUGAACAGAGGGAGAGAAAAAAGAGACAGUGAUUGAAAUACGUAGAGAGAGGACCUGGUCAAGCUCUCUAACAUAACUUGGAUACAAACAAUGGACUCUAACAUGACUAUUGUGAGACCAGCAUACUUCGUUAUCAGUGGCUUUUCAGGAAUCCCUCAUGUUAACUACUACUAUUUAUUUUUACUGGUGCUCUACAUCAUGUCAGUGGUGGAAAACAGUGUAGUGAUGGCCUUGAUAUGCUUAGACCAGAGUCUCAAGACUCCAAAGUAUAUUGCUGUGUUUAACUUGGCGUUUGUAGACGUGGUCGGCAGUUCCUCCCUGGUGCCCAAGGUUAUCGACACGUUCUGGUUCGACCACAAGUACAUCACGUACAGCAACUGCUUAACUUAUGAGUUUUUUAAUUAUAUGACCCUCACCAUGCAGUCUCUUAAUCUGGUUGUACUCUCCUUCGACAGGCUAGUGGCGAUCACCUUUCCAUUACGUUAUCAGAUCAUUGUGAGUCUGAAGACCAUGUUCUCACUGAUAGCUGCUUGCUGGAUUAUUGCCAUCCUUGUCAACUUGAUAGCUGUAGGGCUUCUAACACGACUGUCCUACUGCAGGUCUGUUGUUAUCGACAGCUAUUUCUGUGACCAUGCACCACUUUAUCGACUCGCCUGCAAUGACAAUCGGCCUAAUUAUAUACUUGCCAAAGUGUUACCAGCUAUUAUUCUUUGGGUUCCAUUGCUGUUUGUCUUGAUCACUUACACAUCCAUUGGUGUUGCUCUGUCUAAAAUAGCUGGAGCCCAUGAUAGAAUGAAGGCUUUCAAAACAUGCAGUGCUCACAUGAUUUUAGUGGCAAUCUAUUACUUACCAAUUCUAUUCACUUUGGCUUUGGAUGCUAAAGUGCCUCCAAAUGUCAGGAUCAUUAAUAUGUCUCUCGCUGCUGUCCUACCUCCAGUGUUGAACCCACUCAUUUAUGUUUUACAGACUCAGGAAAUUAAACAGUCUCUGAAAAAGGUGUUCAAAAGAAUAAAACGAUCAAAAAUUGCUAUGAAAUAGAAGAUCCAAAUUUAAUAUUUUAUUUAAGAUAUUGUGUUGUAUGGUGCAUACUUUGAUACGUUUAUUGUUGAAUGCAAGUGAGGGAUUACAUGCAAGUAUGUAAAUGUCAUUGACUUCUGCAAUAUGUAAGAUUGAGGCCCUCACAAUUAGUAGGCGAGAGACUUUCAGCUCAAUAACAGAGUUCUGUUCACUCUAACUGCUCUAAUAGCUAGGCAAGCGGGGAGGCCUGAGUGGGAGGGGUUAGGGACUGUUGAUAUGAAGCAUCUUGCAAACAGAGGUAUGGUCUGGCAAACAUUGUUCAUAGCAACUAUAUUGGUUUGAGGAUGCUAUCGAUUAUAUUAUUGACAUUUUUCCUGCCGAUAAAAUGACAGAAUUACCAAAUAAUUAGCUCAAUAUCAUUACAUUUUGCACAUUGAAUGUGUCUUGUUUACAUUGAGAACAGCCUAGCACAUGAUUCUGUUUGUACAAUAAAGUGUAAAAACUAUUUUAAAAUAACCAGGGGCAUUUAUUAUGUGUAAAUAAAUCAAAGUGAAAUAUAAAAAAGGGUUAAGGCUUUUCUUUUAAAUGAAAAGACUUGCGUUACUGUGUAUAUACGAUUGUCUGAGGUUUGUACAUAUUUUAAUCCAGGCUUAUCAUAUGUUUGGUUUAAUAAAGUAUUUCUAAGUAGAAAGAAUGUCUCUGACAAGAAUUAACUAACCCAGGGCUUUGGUCAUGCAAGCAAGAAAAAUAUUGUGUCCGGGCGGGACCUCUUCUCCUUCUUUGGUUUAUUGGCGGCUGGCAAACCAAUGUUAAAAGGUGCAUGCUGCUGACUACUAUUCAUCGAAUAACAAAUAUGAUCAAGAUCAUCAUUAUCUAUAAUCUUUUCAUUAAUUAAUAUCAGCAUACUACUCCAUGUGCCACCUUUAAUAUUCAUGCAUUUUGCAGUUGCAAUAUCAUUUUAUUGACCCAGGUGUUUAUGAAUAGGGUUCAAUUUCAAUUCAAUUUCAUUAGUAUAUUUCCAUGGGAAUCACUCCUGAGCAGGGCCGUGCACAGACAUUGCCGUGGGAAGUACGAGGACAUCAAUCCCCCUGUUGUAUUGAUGACAGAAUGAUAAUGAUUCUGUUCAAUCUGAUAUAUUUACAAUGAUGCUGAUAUAAACUAAUGAAUCUGCAGUAGUUAAAACUACAACAAUAAUACAGCUAUCAUGGAAAAGUAAACACCAAAGAAAUAAAUGUAAGCCGUUUCUCAAUUUGCGUUCUUAUCUGUACUUGUGUACUUGCGUUCUUGUGAAAGGUCAUCAGUGGUAGCCCAAGUACUGUUCCAAUUAAAAGUUUGCAUCAAGUCAAGUAUAGUCUACCAACCUGGGAAUGUUCUUGAUUCGUUCUUAAACUGGCCAUUCCAUCGAGGAUGCAUUUCCCCGCUUAGUAUCUUUUCAUUUAUACAAAUGACACUGACAUCUGUCAAAAACCUACCUAUAUACCGUUUACAUAUAGAGUCCUAUUUAAAAAAAAAAUAUUUGUAUCUAAGCUAUAAUAUAGGCUAUAUAGGAACAUUUUAGAAAUAUAACAAAAA
Messenger RNA from Gadus macrocephalus (Pacific cod), 3411 nucleotides. RefSeq names its product olfactory receptor 2A12-like. The record is from RefSeq and is a predicted model, not a curated record. Gene Ontology annotation, cellular component: membrane. The transcript has a single exon. Gene Ontology annotation, biological process: G protein-coupled receptor signaling pathway. Gene Ontology annotation, molecular function: G protein-coupled receptor activity; olfactory receptor activity. The coding region runs from base 913 to 1860 and encodes 315 amino acids. NCBI's taxonomy places the organism in Eukaryota, Metazoa, Chordata, Actinopteri, Gadiformes, Gadidae.